This is a messenger RNA of Rana temporaria (common frog), 1388 nucleotides long. RefSeq lists its product as uncharacterized. Lineage: Eukaryota; Metazoa; Chordata; Amphibia; Anura; Ranidae. The coding region runs from base 117 to 1145 and encodes 342 amino acids. The transcript is spliced from 6 exons. The record is from RefSeq and is a predicted model, not a curated record.
UUCCUAUUUCAGUGCCUUGGGAAGAAUGAUCAAGAUAUGUUGCUCACAAAAUAGGCACGAUUAUCUCCAGGAAAACACAUUCCCCAUUGAAAACUCUAGAAGGCAACAGCUAAAAAAUGAUCGUGCUCAGAACCAUCCUGUAUAAAACAGCGCGGGGUCUUGUGGCUCUACUAAUUAUCUUCCACACAUGGACGCAAUGUUCCUCCAGAUCAGACGUGCGUGAGGUCUGGGCCACAGUUAAAGGCUUUAUAACCAUCACCUGCAUCUAUGACACAUAUCAAUACAAGAACUUGGGAAGCAGCUGGUGCCGGCAGAUAUCAGCAAUAGAAUGUGAGAACAUUGUUCAGACAAUGGGAUUCAAACCGAGCAUUUAUAAGGAACGAGUCAAUGUCUCACAAACUAUGGAUCAUUUUGGAACGGUUAAUGUAACAAUAUUUAACCUACAACCAUGGGACUCUGGUUUAUACCAUUGGAGAGUCUGGAAUGGAAGCGACUAUGAGAUUAUACAGACUGUACUGCUCCAAGUAAUUAAUGGUUUGCCACCCAAUAUUCGUGUUGCUAGAUUUAAACUUCAUGAAAUUACAGAAUUACAUUGUGAAUAUGCGUUGAACAUCAAGAACUCCAAAGUCUGGUAUAAGAAGAUUAAUGAAAAGAGAUCUUCAUGGGUGGCCCAUUCAAGUGGAAACAAAGGCACAGAUUAUAAAUCAAGAGUUUCAGUCAUCAAUGAUGAACAGAAGAAGAGACUGACAGUUCAAUUCCAACAGGUGGAACUCUGGGAUAGUGGUAUCUACCAGUGCUCAGCUAGUAACAGCAUACUGACUGAAAUCUUACUGAUAGUGACCAUGGAUAAUGAAAGCAAACCUCUCAGUCCAACUGAUGGCAUAACCCAGUCCAGUGAUCUGAACACCUAUUAUCCUUCGAUGUUUCACCAAUCCAGUACUCUGAAUAACAGCUAUGCGACACAACAGCCUCCGAGUCGUCACAGGCACAAACCAUGGAAUAUCAUGCGGUGGAUCCUUUUUCUAAGUAUGGUGUUGUGCGUUGUCAUCUUCAGCCACUAUAAGAGGUCAUCUGAAGACAUCUCGGGUGUAUGGCAAAUCUACAACCGGUCAAGAUCCCAGAUUCGGAACACAAGCAAAGUCUAAAUCUCUAUUUUCAUAACUUUCUGAUUGUGUUCAUUUUACAGUUGUUAAAAUCAUCAAAAUGUUACAGGAACAUGUUUGUUUUUCUAUUGUUUAUUGGUGUGAAAAGAGCAUCACACUAAAUAUGAGGUGUGUAUAAAAUGUUGUUUUGUUGCCUUCCUAUGUAUUAUGCAAAUGUAUUUCACCAUUGUGUAUAAAGUGACAUAUCAUGGACCUUUGAUAAAGCCUUUAUUAAAUUGAGUGAAU